UUUUUCUUUGAAGGUCUUGGCUGUCGGUCUUCAGGAUGUACGGAUCGUUUCGGGUGCUGUUUCAGGUGCUGUGGGCCACCUGCUCUGUGGGGGUGCUAGGUUCUGAGCUAACGUUUGAGCUGCCAGAUAACGCCAAGCAGUGUUUCUACGAAGAUAUCAUCAUCGGUACCAAGUGUACACUGGAGUUUCAGGUGCUGACAGGUGGUCAUUAUGAUGUGGACUGUCGUUUGGAGGACCCAGAUGGCACUACGCUCUACAAGGAGAUGAAGAAGCAAUAUGACAGCUUUACCUUCACAGCAUCCAAGAAUGGCACCUACAAGUUCUGCUUCAGCAAUGAGUUCUCCACCUUCACGCACAAGACAGUUUAUUUUGACUUCCAGGUCGGCGAUGACCCUCCACUCUUUCCCAAUGAGAACAGAGUCACUGCUCUCACUCAGAUGGAAUCAGCCUGCGUGUCCAUCCAUGAGGCUCUGAAGUCAGUCAUCGACUACCAGACACAUUUCCGCCUUCGAGAGGCCCGACGCAGUCGGGCAGAGGACCUCAACACCCGCGUUGCAUUCUGGUCCAUUGGAGAAGCAUUAUCCUUCUGGUGGUCAGCAUCAGCCAGGUGGGUCCUGCUGAGAAGCUUCUUCUCUGAAAAGACCACUACAACACGUGUCGGCUCAUAACAGUCUCUGAGCUCCGGGGUCUGAUUCAUCACUUUGUUUAUCUGCACCUGGGAUGUGAGCAUACAGUGUUCAAGAGCAGCCAGUGCUGAUGUGAAAGUGGAUCAUAUCAAACUGCCAGAUCAUAAAAUCUGACAUCAUCCUCAUUCAGCACUGCUGCUCUUAGAAACUUUAUGCAAAUAAGUCUUGAGGAAAAGCUGUGGGUUUAAAAUGUUUUGAGGGGUAAAAGGAAAAAAACAGAAGGCUUGGUAAUUAUCUGUAUUUGAGCAAUUGAGUACUGGUCAUAUGGUUAAAGCAAACCUUAAGUAAUUUGAAUAUUUAGAAUAAUUUCUAAAUGUUUUCUUAUUUUAUUUUUGUCUUUUUCUGUCCCUGUCUUCUCAUACCCUCUGUCUGAUCCUUUCCAUGUUUUCAGCCCUAACCGUGCUCUGCAAAAAAAAAACAAGGGAGUGGAAGUUAGGAUUAAAUGUACUCAUAAUGUAAACAUGCUGCAGACAUUUUCUUUUAUCUGUGGGCCCUCAAACCACGCUUACAAUGCAAAGGUGCUUCUCCACAAAGGUUGUAUUUGGUUCAAAAAAAAAUCUGUUGCAUUUUUCUUUGUUCUUAAACCCACUGUUAAGUGAGAAAUAGUAGAUGCUGUGUUUGCUUUUAUCAGCUUUGUCAUUUUAAGUGAGGUAUUAGAAGGGAGUGUGCUAUGCAGAGAGUAACCCAUCCUUUAAUCAAUGUUAGCUUUCAGACGAUUGUAUUUGGGCUGAAGGAUUAAAGUUAGAAAUGCUAAUUGUCUCACUUGAAUAACAGCAGACCCAAUUCCUUAAAAACAAAUGAGUCCGUUCGUUGUGUUAUUUUUAUUUCCAUUUGCUCUGCAUGUUAUACGUUGGGGUAAAGUUCAAAUUGACCACUUUGAGGUGAAUUAUGAUAUAAAAGGUAAAGGUAUGCCGUUCUUUAUUACAUCUGUGUGACCUAAUGGGAGCCAAGCAAAAACAACAAAUUUCUUGGAUUUGACAGUGACAUUUGUGUGCUAUGUGACAAUGCCAACAGUUUUAAAUGCACCAGCUUCUAAAACCUUUGUCUCUGUUGGUUCCAAUGCAAUGUUAUAUGUAGUUCUGCCUUUCUGUUUGAAGUGUAACAACUUAUUUAUCUUGUGAGUGACACCUUUUGUUCUUUUUUUUUUUUUUUUUACAGCACUGUUGUAAAGUUAGUUGCGUUGCAGAAUUUUCUUGAAUAUACAGUAAUUCUAGUAACUGAGUUGUAAUUAGGUGUUUUAUCUCUCAUUGACUGCUCAGUUUAUUUCAAAAGAACAAAGUAAGAUGUAGAGAUCUGUAUCUAACAUUACUGGUUGUGGUAUUUUCAGUUUUCACAGUUGAUUCAUUUCACAAUGUAGAAAGAAGGAUUCUAAACGUGUAGUGAUAUACUUUCACUACAUGUUGUAGGUCACAUAGUAGUUUAUUCUAAGUCAUGUUGCUUCUGCUAGAAUCAAAGGUUUCAGUCUUUUAUCUAAUUUAAAAUGACAUCUGACUGUAAAUUUAGUUCUUGGAGACAUGAGAGAAUCAUUCAAUACCCGAGACUCUUGGAACCAUGUGAAGUUCACCUGUGGAAUUUUAACUGCAUAACAUCAGUGAAUGUGGCUGAGAUCAGAUCACUUCUUGACACAGAAACAACACUUAAAUUGUCUGAGGUUAUUUUUAAUAUUUAUGUCAACUUUUACACCUAACUCACUGAAAACAACCAAAACUCACCCCUUUCAUGAUUAUACUGUUCAGUGCUGUUGGUCAGAAGUGAUUCAUGAGGCUGUAUUAAAACUACUAAAAGCUUUAUUUUUUUUGCCAUGGUUUAUUUCUGAUUUGGCUUUGCUUUAUUGUUUUCCUCUGCUCACCAUAUGUUGUCAGUUUUGAUAUGUGAUGCAAUGUUGGUAUUUCCCAAAAAAUUGUUUGCUGGCAGGUCACGUUAUUACACAGUUCUGCUCCGAGACAUUGUGGGGAUUUAUUAAGUUAUUGGGAUGGCUGAAUAAAGUUCCUGUUUAAAAUGUUAA
This is a messenger RNA of Acanthochromis polyacanthus (spiny chromis), 2691 nucleotides long. RefSeq names its product transmembrane p24 trafficking protein 7 (gene tmed7). Gene Ontology annotation, biological process: Golgi organization; endoplasmic reticulum to Golgi vesicle-mediated transport; intracellular protein transport. NCBI's taxonomy places the organism in Eukaryota, Metazoa, Chordata, Actinopteri, Pomacentridae. Gene Ontology annotation, cellular component: endoplasmic reticulum; Golgi apparatus; endoplasmic reticulum-Golgi intermediate compartment. The record is from RefSeq and is a predicted model, not a curated record.